CCCCCAAUUUCAACGGAAAUCUGGGGUUAGGGUUGGAUUUUGUGGCCACAAGAACUGCCGAACUGCCCACAAACGACUCGACAAAACCUCUCCUAAACAGAGACUGAUCGACAACAAUAUUUCCAUCGAGUUGUGUCAGAGUGCGCUGUAUUGUAGAAUAGUUUGGCAAGUAGCUAGUAGCUAGUAGUCAAAGGUUGAGAGGAAGCAGCUCUGUAGCAUAGCAGUCGAGUCAGUCUGAGUCUAAGAAAGCACUACGGUAGCUGUUACGGUUAGAAGAAUCAUAAUGGAGAAAGUAGUUGACAGGGUCCAUAAAAUGUCGCUGAAUCACUGGAAGGUCGGACCAGUGCAAGGCGACUUUCAGGUCAACAACGAUCUACAGGCGCGAGGCUAUUCAUCCGGUCCUUCAUCAGAGUACAACUUGAUGGACGAGCAAGUAAAGAUGGCGACAGCAGCAGCGUUGGCCGCGAGAGCUAUGGAACAUGAGCGGGAACAGCGUAGUUCAUUCGCUUAUCAAAUUCAUCAGCAUCGACAGUCUUCUCGUUCUCGGAACCAUCGUGAUGAUCCCAGUCCCACAGCGCGGCAGCAACAAGUACGAGAAGUCUUUCAAGGCAUUCGAGAAAAGACGCCUGAAUACUGGAAGUCGGUGGUCCAGAGUGUCCAAGAACACAAAGAGAAAACUCCGGUAUACUUGAACAAAGUAGUUCAAACGGUCCGCGAACACGGCGACAAGACUCCGGAGUACGUCAACAAGGUUGUGCAAACCGUUCGAGAACACAAGGUCGUUCAAACUGUCCGUGAACGCGUUUUUCGGAACCAGGACGAUGGGAGACUGCAAAACCGCUACGACUGCGAUGCUGCAGGUAGACAAAUCCCUGGCGACGCUAGUCCUUACGUUGGCUCCUUGAAUGAGGAAGAACAAAGAGAACAACCGCCUACUUCUUUCCAUUUUCCCGAUGGAAGUCAAAUCCGAGAACGAUGCGUUCAGGUCUGUAACAAGGUUCGAGCGCUCCAAGGGCUCAAGCCAUUGCCCACGUCACCCGUCACAGGAGCAAGGCCACACCAAAAAGACGACGCCGAAUACUACGUCAAUUUUCAUGAUGGGGAUGCCGUAUCCGCCAUCAAUGGAGCCAUGACUAUUACGCAGUCCUCAUACCAACGUCCUGCAAUAGAACCACAAACAACCGGUGAUGGAUAUGCAAACAUGAGUUCAUCGGAACAAGAUGGAGACGAAGUUGCUCAACGAAAGCCGUCUGUAGCAGAGCAAAGAGUCCUCGACAGACGCCCGGAAUCACAAAAAUCUCUGCAACCCUUUCACUGGGGAUCAGAUCCCCAAAUACAGGAGACAACAGUAGCUGAAAAUGGCAAAGGAGCAGACCCGCUAGCUCAAUUGGACGGGGAUAAGCGACAACUUGGGGAAGAAACGGACAGCCAAUCAACAACCGCUACAGAGGCAACGGACCCUGCAGAUGAGGAGGACGAUGCUGGCGAAGAGGCUCUAAACGAUCUGCCCACAAUGCACUCCACGGCCAAGUUUCAAUGGAGCGCUGAAGCAACCACAGCCAAUGCAACAACACACGGAAGCUGAGACAUCUCCAAGAUUCCAUGAGAAUAUACCGGUAGUCCCUCUGGCGGCGUGAUGGUUCCUCACCCGUGCUACAGGCUGUAACUAAAUUUUUUAUCAUGCAUGAAAGCAUAAAUUGAUCACUUGGAUAUCCUAUGUUAGUAUAAAAAUUGUCUACUUGGUGCACCCAGCGCAGUUUGCUCUUUUAGUGUGAUGAGCAAAGAGCAGGAUA
Seminavis robusta is the source of this 1793-nucleotide messenger RNA. The record is from the annotation of a GenBank genome assembly. Lineage: Eukaryota; Bacillariophyta; Bacillariophyceae; Naviculales; Naviculaceae.